GGGGCUGGCAGCUGCUUCCUGAAUAAUUAUUCCUGUUCUGGAUCCAUCCUGACUCAUCCGUGCCCCCAUGGCCUGGGAUAGGCCACGUCCCGCCGUGCCUCAGUUUCCCCACCUGGAAAUCAGGAGCCUGGCUACUCCAGCCUUGUGCUGGGGUGAUUUUUGGACUGGUUUGUACAGUCAGGAGCCUGGGUACUCCAGCCUUGUGCUGGGGUGAUUUUUGGACUGGUUUGUGCGUGGAUUUCUUGGCUCCUGCUGAUCCCAGUGCUUGGGAUGGGGGGAAUUACACUGAUUUUCCAGCAAAGGCAUUGCUGCUUCAAGGAGCGUGUGGAUUUGUGCUUGAGGUGGACAGGAGGGAAAUGUUAUUCCUGAUUUUUGGGAUCAGAAGAUUGUGGGAUUGUGGGAGAAUUAGGGGCUGCUCAGGCUCGCAGUCAGGCUCCAGUGCCCAUUUCCCAGCAAAGGCUGGGUUUUUCCAGCCUUUGGAGUAAAGUGGAUGUGUCAGGAGUGACUUUAUUUAUUUAUCUUGUCCCAAACAAACCCUUGGCAUUGGGAAGAGCUGCUGCUUCUGCUGGAACCUGUCCAGGAUCCAGGUCUGGCACUGGCACUUGGUGAUCCCGGUGUCCUUUCCUCUCUCCUGCUCCCAGGAAGGAGCAGGAGCUGCCUCAGCUUCCAGGGAUCAGCUCUGCUCUGUCAAACACCUGCAGCAGCAGCAGCAGCGUGGGGAGGCUGGGGCUCCCCUCUCCCUGCCCUUCCCAGAGGAUAUUCCCGGGGUGCUGGCAGCCAGGGACCAGUGAUGGAAAUGCUGUUCCCAGUGGUGCCAUCACGGAGCUGGGGACCUUCCCAGCAGGAAUGGCACUGGGAGAUGCUCCCAGGGCAGGACUGGGAUGCACUGGGGAGGCUCAGGCUGCCCUGGCCCCACGCUGGGCACGGCUGUGCCCGCUCCAGGUGCUGCCUGGCUGGGUGAUGCCAGCUCCCUGCCAAGGCUUGCUGCUCUGGCCCGGAUCCGUGCUAAUUCAGCUGUUCUCACUUGAGAGCACCUGGCCUCUGUUCCUCCUCCUCCUCGCCAGCCUUUAGCCUGGAAGAUGGCGGGUGGCGUGGACGGCCCCAUAGGGAUCCCGUUCCCGGAUCACAGCAGCGACAUCCUCAGCAGCCUGAAUGAGCAGAGGAACAACGGGCUGCUGUGCGACGUGGUCAUCCUGGUGGAAGGCCAGGAGUUCCCCACCCACCGCUCCGUCCUGGCAGCGUGCAGCCAGUACUUCAAGAAGCUCUUCACCUCAGGGUUAGUGGUGGACCAGCAGAACGUGUAUGAGAUAGACUUUGUGAGUGCGGACGCCCUGUCGGCGCUGCUGGAGUUCGCCUACACCGCGACCCUCACCGUCAGCACUUCCAACGUCAACGACAUCCUCAACGCCGCCACGCUGCUGGAGAUCCCGGCCGUCAGGGAUGUCUGCACGGAUCUCCUGGAGAGGAAGAUUCUGGCCAAAAAUGACCAGAUGGAUACAGUAGAUCAAAUUGAUCAGAGGAACCAUCUCAGAGCAAAAGAGUACCUGGAGUUCUUCCAGAGCAACCCCGUGAACGGCCACCAAGGCAGCUUUCCGUGGACCAACCCAGAGUUGAGAGACCUUCAGAGACUGAACUUCCGAGGCCAAGAGGAGGAGGAGGAGUCGAACUGCAACGGCCUGGACUUCUACUCGCAAGCCACCCCAACCGAAAGACCAAAGGCAAGUGACUGUGACCCCGACAGCAACCCGGCCAUGUGGCUGGAGCGCGAGGACGAGGAGCCGGUCAGCGGCGGGAUGUUCUCCCCUUCCCAGAACGGACAUUACAGCAGCCGCGGCUUGGCCACCCCGGCAGAAGAGGAGGGGGGCACCCCCAGGGGCCCUCUGGACCCGCAGGAGGCCGGGGACUCGCCCAGCUUCAUCCCCACGGGCACGGAGACGGAGGAUGAUGCCAGGGAGGUGGAUGACCUGGCCGCCAGCGCCCUGCUCCAGCAGAUGAUCAACUCGGUGGGGCGGCAGCAGCUCGGCGACGACGACCGCAAGGACGAGGACGGGGUCAUGGAUUAUUACUUGAAAUAUUUUGGCAGUUCCAGCGAGGGCGACGUGUACCCGUCCUGGUCGCAGAAGGUGGAGAAGAAGAUCAGGGCAAAAGCAUUCCAGAAGUGCCCCAUCUGCGAGAAGGUGAUCCAGGGCGCCGGGAAGCUGCCGCGCCACAUCCGCACCCACACCGGGGAGAAGCCCUACGAGUGCAACAUCUGCAACGUCAGAUUCACCAGGCAGGACAAGCUGAAGGUGCACAUGCGGAAGCACACGGGGGAGAAGCCCUACCUGUGCCAGCAGUGCGGGGCCGCCUUCGCCCACAACUACGACUUGAAGAACCACAUGCGGGUGCACACGGGGCUGCGGCCGUACCAGUGCGACAGCUGCUGCAAGACUUUCGUCCGCUCCGACCACCUGCACAGGCACCUUAAAAAAGAUGGAUGCAACGGGAUCCCGUCACGGAGGGGCCGCAAGCCGCGGGUCAGGGAGGCCGGCGGGGCCAUGCCCCCCACGCCCACGGAGGACGGGAGCAUCCCGGCCCCCGAGCCCGAGGACACGGCCGCGGGCAGCGAGGAGCAGCAGCAGCAGCAGCAGCAGCAGCACUUUGAGGAGAAUUCCAAUAACGAAGCGCCGGGAUUGAAUGUAGCAGGAGGGUCGGAUGAGGGUAAUGAGCAAGGACUCUCCUAAACCAAAAAACAAAACACAAAAAACCAUAAAACCAACCCCAACCGAUGAAACGAUGAAACCUGAAAAAAAAAAAAAAACAAAACAAAGUCACAAAAUCUAGUUAGUACUUUUCCUCCGAUUUUUCUCUUUAAAAGAUGUUUCUCUCCCUUUUUUUUAAGGAAAAAACAAAAAAAAUGCUACAAAAAAAAGAAAAAAAAAAAAGAGAGAUAUUAUAUAUUAACGUUUUCCAAUCUUCCCAUCGUAAGCGGGGCUCUCCCCCGAGGAUCCCUCAUAGCCAAGGACCUUUUCUUGGAAAGGCAAGGACGCUAGGGAAGCACGAGGUGGGGAUGGAAAGUGGCUCUGUCGCAUGGAAAAGAGCUUCCAUGUAAAUCCAAAGCUUUAUUUUGUGUCCAAACACAUGUUUAAAAAAAAAAAAAAAAAAAAAAGAAAAGAAAAAAAAACUUAUUUCAGAGAGAGAUCUAUUUAAGAAAAAAAAAAAGGAAAAAAUAGAAAAAAAAAUAAGGAGUGGUAGGAGUUGGAAGGGCUGUGGCAGGGCGGGGUUUGGGAUUUGGGGGCCGGGGGCUCCUUCCCAGGAGAUCGGGGUCAGGAUUUGGGGUCUGUCCCCCCAGCCCCCCCCGAGUGCGAGGCUCAGUCGGGCAGCGAGGGCUCCGGGUGGGGAAAAAAUUGCUGGAAAUUGCUGGAAAAAUUGCCUAAAAAAAAAUUUUUUU
Molecule: messenger RNA, 3430 nt
Organism: Agelaius phoeniceus (red-winged blackbird)
Lineage: Eukaryota; Metazoa; Chordata; Aves; Passeriformes; Icteridae
Gene: ZBTB7A
Product: zinc finger and BTB domain containing 7A
Biological process (GO): regulation of transcription by RNA polymerase II
Molecular function (GO): RNA polymerase II cis-regulatory region sequence-specific DNA binding; DNA-binding transcription factor activity, RNA polymerase II-specific; protein binding
Source: RefSeq, a predicted model, not a curated record